Molecule: messenger RNA, 13233 nt
Organism: Neospora caninum
Lineage: Eukaryota; Apicomplexa; Conoidasida; Eucoccidiorida; Sarcocystidae
Product: putative adenylate and guanylate cyclase catalytic domain-containing protein
Exons: 54
Coding region: 1-13233 (4410 amino acids)
Biological process (GO): phospholipid translocation; cyclic nucleotide biosynthetic process; intracellular signal transduction
Cellular component (GO): plasma membrane
Molecular function (GO): ATP hydrolysis activity; ATPase-coupled intramembrane lipid carrier activity; ATP binding
Source: RefSeq, a predicted model, not a curated record
AUGAGGAAGGGGCGUACUUCUCCCGCGGAUCCCUCUCAACGCGUGCGGAAGCGGCCACAUGACGACCCCCGAGGGCGCGGCCGCGAGCAUGGCGGCGGCGCACAUCCGGCUGCGAGCGCUCAGGCGAUCAAGAGCGCCGAGAAGAGCCGCAACCCUAGGCAUCAGUCGACGCAGAAGCAGAUGUCGUUCCUCCAGGGAAAACAUCAGCAGCGCGUCGGCAACGUCGUUAGUCGUCUCGGGCCCGCUGCAGUCGGCCAGACGACGUUGAUGGACAAGAAACGGAAGCUGUAUAGCGACACCAGUCAGCAGCCUCUCUGGAGCUUGCGGAAAAUAACCAUCAACCCUACCGACAAGGAUGACCUUCGCCGCUUCCCGUCGAACGCGAUCUACACGCACCGGUACUCGGUGAUGACGUUCGCCGUCAAGAACCUGUGGGAGCAGUUUCACCGUGUGAUCAACUGGUGGUUCCUGGUCAUGACCAUCAUUCAGGCGGUUCCGCAGCUCCACUACAACCCGAACCAUGCCUGGUCGACGGCGCUGCCCUUUGCGAUCGUGCUGGUCUUUGGCAUGCUGAAGGAUGCGUUCACAGACCUCGGCCGGAGGCAGCGAGACCGCGUGCUGAACCAGCGCGUGUGUUGCAUCGUCGACGGGCACACGCCGCAGCUGCGACUGCUGCAGUGGCAAGGCGUCCGCGUGGGGAACAUCCUGCGCUUGACUGACGGCGAGGAGGUGCCGGCCGACAUCGUCGUUUUGGCGACCUCGAAUUCGGACGGCGUGGCCUACGUAGAGACGAGCAAGCUCGACGGGGAAACAAAUCUCAAGUUCAAGCAAGGGGUGAAGGAGACGCGCGGCGAGAGCUCGCCGCUUUCGAUCGCAGGCAUUCGAGGCCGCGUGGUGUGCGAGAAGCCGUGUGCAGUCAUGGACGCCUUCACAGGCAGUCUGAAACUCGACGCUCAUCCGCGCGCGACGCCUCUGGACAUUGUCCACUUCAUCCAGCGGGGUUCGCACAUUCGCAACACGGAGUGGCUCUACGGGGUGGUCAUCUACACGGGCGAAGACACGCGAAUUCAAAAGAACGCCGCACCGCCGGGGUUCAAGCGCCCCCACAUUGAGAAGGACAUCAACACGUACCUGUUCAUUUCCUUCUUCAUUGUCUUCCUCACGAUCCUCAUCUCCGUUAUGAGCAAGUGGAGCGUUCAGGAGCGCGACAGCGGUGACGCGGGCGUGGCUGAGUCCGGCUCGUCGGGAAGCUCCGGUUCCUCCAGCGUCGAGCCGGCUCAGACCUACGGCAGCAGCGUCGAGUUUAUGCUCGGCUCUCGGGACUUGCUCCAGAAUCCGUGGAUGUCGAUCCUCCGCUUCCUCGCGGUCUACGCGCCCGUUUUGCCCCUUUCUCUUCCCUUGAUUCUCGACGUCGUCUAUCUUCUUCAGUCGGUCCUGAUUGAGGGCGACAUCCACAUUCGCGGCGGCGGCCGCUUGCCUUCGACGGGGCCGAGCACCGGCAGCACUAGUUCGCUGACGGUUGCUGAGGACGCGCUCCACGACGGCGAAGGAGGCCCGCUGGAGUACUCCCACGCCUCUCAGCACGCGGCCCCGUCCCAGCAGCCCCUGGCUUUUGUGUCCAAGGGACUAUACAAGACUCGGCGUUUCUUGUCCGAGAAGUUCUCGUCGCGAGCGUCUGGUCGCUGGGGCGCUCACAGCGUGGAGCGCCGCGACACGCCGCGCGAGGAGGACGACGAACGCGAGACGAACGGCGAAAACGUACCCAGCGGGACGCCGGCUGUGCCGGGAAGUGGAGACCGCGGAGACGAGGAGACAGGCGAGAACGCAGAAGGCGCCGGAGAGCCCGACCACAAGGCUGACGAUCGGUUGGACGUGAAGAGGCUGGACACUGCCGCCCACGCGGCUUCGCCACCGGCGACAAGCGCGUCGGAGGCUACGAACCUGCAAGAUGACGACCAGGACGGUGUGCCCCCGGAGGAGAAAGCGUCCGUUUUCGGAGGACGCAGAAGCGACGAACGCGACCGGAAGUCGUCGUGCUCCAGGUACUCCGAGGGCGGCGCGGAAAAGGCCAUCCACGCGACCUCAGUCGGCAGGUUCCCCGGCUCCGUGCUGCCGAACCCGUACAGCAAGUUGCACGGCGACACCACCAACGCGGGAUUCGAGAGCAGCUGGCAGAACUACUCGUCGGGGCAUCCAAACACGCGGUCCCUUCUCCUCGCCCCUGGAGGUGGGCCGGGCUCCUGGUGCCCCACGGGAAAUUUCGAUGGAGAGGAUGUGUGGGCGGAAGUGCACACCCCUGCGUUGAAUCCGAAUCUGGGCCAGGUCGACUUCAUCUUCACCGACAAAACGGGGACCAUCACAGAAAACGACAUGACCUUCAGCAUGUGCAGCGUGGCUGGAAAAAUCUACGGAAUGGCCUCGUGUGGCGGCGGUUUAGACGGCGCCGAAAGCACUGACUAUGGGUCUCGGGUAUGGGCUCUAACUGCAGCCUCGUCAAGAGGCUCCCGGGACCGGCUCAUGUUGCAGCCUCAGAGGACAGGCAGCGUCAGUAGCGCUCGAAGCCAGGCGAUAUCUGUUUCUGCGCUUGCCGAGGGCACUCCGAGACGAGUCCCCACGCUUCGGCUGAGGUCGCACACCUAUCGAGGCAGGCUCCAAUCGCGACUGUCGCGAACAUCGCAAGAUGACGAGGAGAAGGCGAAAGACUCCUCACCGGGUGCCGGGGGAUCUCCGCUGUCGCGCGGCAGUUCGUCUCGCGUCUCGGGCUCGACGUCGUUCGAGGCGCACGAGGGAAUUGGAGGCGAUCAGGAAGACGAAGCGGGUCCCGGCGACAGAGACACCCCGUCUGCCCCGGCGGAGGGCCCGGCCUCUGGGGCGCCGCCAUUGAUGGUGCGUGAAGGCAUUCAUGGAGCGUCGCUGUGGCGAAGACCCAACGGAAGCGCCGGCCGGCUUUCUACGAGUAGACAGAGCAGCCGGCAGCAGUCGGAGGACGAGCGACAGCACACGGAAGGCGAUGGGGGAGAGACAGAAGACGACAGGAGCACGAUGUCGCGUCGAGGGCGAGAGCAGAGAUACUCGCGAGAGUUCCGGGGAGGAAGCCGCAGCUCGACGUCGCAGGACGGCGAACUCAGCGACCGCCAGCCGCUACGGUGUAUUCGAAGCAUCGGCGAUGGAUAUAUCGUCCGAGACGUUCGAGGACCGGGGAACGCUGCGAGUAUGCAGCAGUCAGGCGUGGCAUUUUCGCGUCCCGUCUCGCAAUUCACCUUUACAUCGCGGGUGGCCGGGGACGAAAGCCCUGACGACCAGCGCCGGCUCAUAUUCUCAGGACGAGGCUCGCCUCGCAGUGUGUCCCCGCCCUCGGAGCGCGGCGUCGCCUCGCCAUCGAUUGGGGAAGAGGGCCCGCCGCUGUCGCCGCAAGUGAGUCCCACGGGGUCUGGACCGAGAGCGCGAAGGGGGCCGCGCGGCUCGUUGUUCAUGCCCGCGGUUGAGGAGGAGGACGAGCACGACAGCUACUCGCGGGCACGCAGUCGCGACCUGCACGCAGGCAUACCCCCGCAUCUUUCUCCUUCUCCGAGCCGGGCUGGCGUCCCGUUUUUGUACGACGAUAUCGAGUUUCCCACCGGCUUUCGUGAGACGCCGAUGGAAGGCCAGAUUCGGAGAAACUGCGACUUCUACGACGCGUCAAUUUUCACGGACUUGGCUCGCAGAGAUCUGCGCAGUCACCGCAUCAACGAGUUCAUCAAAUGUAUGGCCCUCUGCAACACGGUCGUCCCCUGGGUGUACACAGCGAUGCCAUGCUCGUCGGGAGGCCCUGGGAUGUCCUCGACAGCCAACUUCUCCGCCGCUGCUUACCCGACCGGGGGCCCAGGCAAUUCCCUGUUCUCUUGCUCCGCCUCCGUCUUCACCGCCCCCGCCACUGCCGUCACAGGCUUCACCUCCGGCGCCCAGCAUGCUGCGGAUGUGUCCGAGGUCGCUGCGGCGGACGACGAGGAGGAGAAAAACCUGUCUGAGCUGCUUCUGCCCACGGGGCUGGGAGGGGCGCCAGGCCCAGGUGGGGCCAAGGGAGACCCUCAGCUCCUGCCUCUGCUCGGGCGUCAAGGACAAACUGGUGGGGGCUUCGCUGCUUCGGGCGCAGGCGUCUCGUCUCCCGGAGGGGGCGCCGGCGGGGCAGGAGGCCCGGGGGCUCGCGGGCACGUGGGGCUCCACGCCUCAAGGCGGACGCGUGCAGGCAGCGAGUGCUCCCGAGGGGCGACCUCCAGAGCCGUCCCGUUGCUCGGCACCGAUGCAGCAGGAGCAGGCGGCGGACCGGACUAUCUGCCUUCGCCUCGACCCACCUCGUCUUCAGGCCCAACGAAUUCUUCGACGGCGUCGCUGGGCGAGGCAGCGAAGCAGAAGCCGGCUGAGUCGCCGGAAGUUCCAUCUGCCAGUGCGUCUCCGCCCGCAAAGGAGGGCGAAGAAGCCCCGAGCUCCACGCCACGCUGCGUGUUUGCGCCGUCCGCUGUGGUGCCGCAAUCGGUGCUGCGGUCGCACACGGGCGCAGGCGGGCUUCGUCCGUCAAAGAGCUUGGCCCGCGGCGUUUCCUUCAAAGAGAAACAUGAGGAAUUUGCGUUCAGCAAAGAUGACGACACGGCAACCUUGGACCAAGACGACACACAUAGCGGCGCCGAGGAGGACCCAGACGUCGACGACGGUGCUGGCGCGGACGACGAGCAAGGGAAGGGCGAUGACGAGGAAUGCGUGAAGGCGUCCGAGAGGUUGAUGAAGGCGAAAAAGAAUCGGAGCGCCUCUGCGAGCCUCAUGAGUCUGAAGUCCAAGGUCACUGCGAGCGGCCGGGAUGUCGCCGAUCUGCUGUUCAGAAGAGCCUCCCGCGGCCACACCGGAACGGACACCGAGCCCAUGCCGAGUUUGUCUGCGCGGACCAUGGGCCGGGCGCCGUCUCUGGACAGGGGCCACCACCCGCCGACGCACGCCGGUAUCAGCACAGUGACGGCAGGUGGUGACGGUCGCGGGAAUUUGAUCAACAUCAUCAAGUACCAGGCUUCUUCCCCCGAUGAGGAGUGCCUCGUCUCUGCGGCGUCCCACAUGGGCUACACGUUAGUUUCGCGCACGAACAACUACGCUACUCUGAACAUUAACGGACAAGAGCGACGGUGGCAAAUCAUCGGCGUCAACGAGUUCACCCAGAAGCGCGGCCGCAUGAGCAUCGUGGUUCGGCCCCAAGACUGGACGGAAGGCUCCAUUCUCUACGUCAAAGGCGCUGACGUGGCGAUGCUGGACCUCCUAUCGACUUCAUUCACUCGUGGCCACGACUACCGCCAGAGUUGUUCGUCUCUGAGUCGCGUCGCUGAGAGCGCCCCCGGCCGCGCGGGCCCGCAAGAGCCGGUCUCGCGCCUCCACUCGGCGGCCUCCUGCGGCGGGCGCCCAGGCCCCAGCGCCAUGCCGAGAAGCCCCAACGGGGCCGGGAGCGAGCCGGGGGUCCAACCUGGCCACUCUUGGUCGCUGCCUCGCAGUGCCCCUCCGGCGCCUGGGCCGGGGACUGGAGAGGAGCCGAAGGCUGGGGACGGCGAGGGGGCCCAGCACGAAGAGCAUGCAGGCAAGCACCCCCGGAGACAGCACAGUGACCACCCGCAGGACGAGGGUUUGCGAAGUCGACUCGCGCGCGCCGACUCCAUGUUGAAGGCCCUGAACCCCGCCUUGUACAACUACGACAGACAGCACCAGCGGGCGAAUACGACGGUUCGGGGCGACGGCGAGGACGAGCCUCAACAGGAGGCCAGCGAAGCUCAUGGGGGAACCUGUGGGGACACAGGGUAUGAGACACACGCCCGCGAAUCCACGGAGGCGACGGCGGCUGCCGCAGGCGGCCAGGGCCCCGAAGCCGCGCAGUGUGCCCCGGCGGCGCACCACCGUCUCGCGUCCCAGCCAGGGGUCUCUGCGGCCUGGGGGGCAGGCCACCCCGGCGCUGGCAACCCCGAAGAGAACUUCUGUGCAGCGUUUUUCGACGACGACGAAGACGAGCUGAUUGCCCUCGGGGACAUUGCCCUCGUGGAGCAGCAUCUCAAGAGGUUUUCCCUUCAGGGUCUGCGCACGAUGGCUCUCGCGUGCAGAUAUCUCACGCAGGAGGAGACCGAGACGUACAAGCGCCUGUACACGGACGCCUGUGCGAGUGUCUACUGCCGCGCAGAGAGACUCGAGGAGGUGGCUGAAGACAUGGAACGCGACCUCGAAUACUUGGGGAUCACCGGUGUUCGCGACAAACUCCAGGAACAGGUUCCUGAGACCCUUCAACUGAUGAUGGAGGCGGGAAUCCGCGUGUGGAUGGUUACCGGUGACAAUGUGGAGUACGCCUUGCACAUCUGCCACAGCUGCCGGCUUUUGACCUCGCGCACGCGCAUCUUCCACGCCGCCUUGGAAUUUAGCGGCCGAAAAGCGAAGCGCGAAGGUGUGAUGCUUUACGAGCUCUUUCGGAAGGCGCGCAGACUGAAGCGGAGUGACGAGCACAUUUGCCUUGUCGUCACGGGACCGAAUCUCCGGACCUUCUUGAAUCACCCCGAUCUCCAGACCUACUUCCUUAACAUGGCCUGUUGCUCCGACGUCGUCGUCGCUGCGCGCGUCACACCGUCCCAGAAAGCAGAGAUGGUCAGGCUGGUCAAGAAACGCUUGACUCCUCAGCCUAUCACGCUGGCAGUUGGCGACGGAGGAAAUGACGUGGCGAUGCUUCAGGAAGCCCACGUGGGAGUGGCGAUCCGUGGGCAAGACAGCGCCGCAGCUGUGGCGGCGGCUUACGCAGAUUACUCCUUCACUGAAUUCAGGUUCCUUCAACGUCUGUUGUUCGUCCACGGCCGUCUGAGCUUGAUGCGCGUCUCGACGGUCAUUCUUUGGAGCUUCUUCAAGUCCCUGUGCAUCGGCCUUCCAUCCUUCCUGUUUCAACCCCAGGCCUUUUGGUCAGCUGUCGAAGUGUAUGACCCUCUCCUCCUUAUGAUUGUCGACUUCAUCUGGACGACAAUUCCCGGCAUCAUUCACGGCUACAGCGACCAGGAUCUUCCUACGCACCUUCUACCCUGUGUUCCUGUGCUGUACACGCCGGGCCGACGAAGACUGUAUUUCAACGGUUUCCGUUUCAUCCUCUGGACCGUCGAAGGCAUUGUCUACUCGUUUCUAAUCUUCUAUCUCCUCCAGGCCACGUGGAUGGACGGCAGCACGAUUCACGACGGCCAAGUCUUAGGUUUCCACAGCUACGGCAUUCUCCUGCUCUUUGGGUCCCUCCUCGAGUCGAAUGUUCGAAUCAUCCUGGAGACGAGCCUCUGGACGCCGACAUUCCUCUUCACUACGAUAGUUCUCUGCACAGUCAUGUUCUUCCCAACGGUGCUCCUCUACUCUCUUACGGGAUGGCCGCGUCGCUACAUGGAACUCGCAGGCCGCGUGGCGUUUGCAUGGCCGAUGCUCUACUUCCUGAUUCCUCUCUGGAUCUCAAUUGGCAUUCUCGUCCAACUGCUCCUCCAAGUCUUCACAUCGUCUCUCUUCCCAAACAUAAGUGGCUCUGUGAAGCAGUACUUGGCGCUAAAACAGGCGGAUGUCAACUUCCGCCGCAAAGCCUCCAAACUCCCUUUCACCCAUCCUCGCCCUCGACUCCUACCAGGCGGCCACGACGAGUACGGCUGGUUCUGCGGCAUGGGGUCUUGCUUGAGCCUGUUCAAGCGCGCUCUCUGGUUCAUGGGUGGGUGCUGCUGGAUGGACACGCCGAACCUCGCCGACGAGUUUGUCGCCUCUCCGGAGCUUUGCGUGGAGCUGCGCGAACGGUUCAACCCUCUGCGACACAAAAGCGUCGCUGAUCGCCUGCCGCCUCCUCGUCGCUUCAGAAUCAAUGAAAACUUCCUCCCCUAUACAGGCGCGACGGAUGAGAAAGGCGACGGUGCACAACGGGAUUUGGGCGGAAAAGGCGGCACAGGCGGCGCGGGCCUCGCGGCGGGGUCUGGCGGAGCUGGCGCAGGAAGAAGCAAAUCCGUUUUCGGCGGUGCCGCCGCUGGAGUGAUGCCGAUGGCCGAUAUGGCAGCCGAUUUAGAGACCGAGAACAGUCUGUCGAGCAACGGCUCCGAACAGGAGAAGGCCGGCGACAACCAUACCAAACUCGUUAAGGUUUCUCACCUCAUCAACCGAUUUACCCUCCGAUUCAAAGACAUGCAACUCGAAGCCGACUACCAAAUCCACAACAAGAAGUCUUUCCUGAAGAGACUCGUGCCUUGGUACCGCGUCAUCUUCAUGUUGAUUGCGUUGUACGAGCUCCUGAGCUUCUUAACGGAAUACUUCAUCGACAUCCACUGGAACGCAGACCAAACGGAGAUGCAGCCCUGGAUGUGUUUGCCGACACUGGUCGUCGAGGUGGGCUUCGCUGCCGUGGUGGUCUGCACGUUCUACGACUUCAUUUUCCUGGACCACUUCUCGCUCAUCCUCAAUUCCAUUGUCUUCCUCAUGGUCUCCUCGAACAUAAUCUUCUACGCCGUGUCGCACGUAGACGGUACUCUGACGUCAGUUCUGUUCCCCGUCUUCACUUUCGUUAUUCUGCGCAUUUCCUUCCUCCAAGCGGUUGCGUGGAACAUCAUUUUCCUCGCCGUCACGGUUGCGCGAUUCACGCUUGAUAAGAAGUAUUUGCCGCCGCUGAACUUUGUGCACUACAUUCCGCUCUUCAUUGGUAUCGACGUGUUUGUCGCCUUUGUUGGUUAUCGCCUGGAGUACAACCAGCGCAAGUCUUUCUUACUGGACUACUCAGUCGACGCCUCUCGAAGGAAACAGCGCGAAAUUCUCAACACGAUGCUUCCUUCUUUUGUCGUGGACCAAAUGAUUAACUCCGAGCUGAACGAGGAAGGGAUUCCAACGUCGCUGAAGGCCGAAGAUAGAGGAACGGUGUCUGUGAUUUUCUGCGACGUCUACGAAUUCCAGCACGUCGUCGCCUCCAUUGAGCCCACCCGUCUUGUUGAGGUCCUGGAUUCGCUCUUCCUCUGCUUCGAUCGCAGUGCAGAGCAGUUUGGCUGCACGAAAAUCGAGACGGUCUUCGAAACCUAUCUGGCUGCGGCCGGUCUGCAGCCUGGUAGAGAGCCGUCGUCCGCUUCGUACCAGCAAGACGCCUGUGAUGCCCUCGACAUGGCGUUGGCAAUGUUGGAAGUCGCAGCGCAGAUUCGCUACGAAGUGAAGACGAGCAACCAGGCGAUUGGCAGCGCAGCCUCAGGCGUGGGGCCCGCCCUCUCGGGAUCGAGCCUCGACGGCUCCGGAAACCACGUCGAACCGCGACUGUCUCUCCAUGCUCACAACGCUGCAGUCGCUAUGGGCAGUCGCAUGAACAGUCGCCGUUUCAAUCGUCAAAAGACAGGAAAUGUCGUUCGGACUGUGCUUCAGUCUCGGCCUCAGCGAAUUCGAGUGAAGAUUGGUAUCCACUCAGGCCGCGUUAUCAGCGGAGUCGUCGGGGCAAAAAAGCCCCAAUACGCGCUCUUCGGCGACACAGUUAACACCGCAAGUCGCAUGAAGACCACAGGACAGCCUGGUUACAUCCACAUCUCCGAGGAUUCCUACGAGCUUGUAAAGGGAGACGAUACGCUGGAAUACGAACUUCGACACACAGAAGUCAAGGGCAAGGGGCUUAUGAACACGUAUCUCCUUGUUAGAGUCAAAGGUUCGCCCUAUCCUCACUUCGACGAUCAAGAAGGAGAGGAAGGAGAGGGAGUGUCGGAAUCUGGAGGUCCAAACGACGAGUCGCGGCGGUCGACAGCGUCGCAGUAUGAACCCCCCGUCUCUGGCGAGCCUGCGCGGCGCGAGUCCCGUGGCCUGUCAGGGGUACAUACAGCCGACCCGGCAUUGUCGUCGCUGGCAUCGCGGCAAGCUGGGGAGCGUGCCGAGACAGCGGCGGAGUUGGCAGCAGCGCAGGCGCGAGAAGGCGAAAUUCAAGCGGAGAUUGACGAGGUAGCAAACGUCGAGGACACAGUCGACAAGGUGGCUCAGGACUUUAGACACGUGCGUCGUGAGGCGUCUCAUACAGCGACGAAAAACCUUUCCCGUGCACCUCGAGACGGCCGCGCGGACAGUCAAUUUGGUCACAGAGUCCCCCGGCGUGGACCGCAUCUUCUCUUCCAGAGCGCGAAAGAGCAUGGAGCUGCGGAGCCGCAGCCCGGCGAGGCGCCGAUCUUCAGAUCCCCCGAAGAGACAGAGACGAUUUCCGGAGUCGAAAGGGGACAGCGCUUCUGGGCGUCUGCCUCGAGCCCAGACAGAGGGGACGCGCGCGCUCCGGGGCGCAGCGGAGACGGGAAGCUGACGAGCGACGGCUGCUUCGACUACGAAUCGAUGACCACCCAGCAGCUUCUCCGCAUCUACCAGCGACAGCAGAAAACGUCCAAAGUUUUGCGGUGGAUUGACGAGGAGCUCCGAGGCCAACGGAGCAAGGUUGACGGAGAGAAGACUGCAGAGCUGGUGGCAAAGCUUCUGGCGGCCGCCGAAGCGCGUCCCGCUGGAGAGGCCAGUGCACAGCCGGAAGGCGAAGACGGGGGCGUUCCCCUGGAGGAAAUCAAGGACGAAUUGCGGCGACAAGCAGCAGAGGCCGAAGAGAAGGAGCGACAGCGACUCGCACAACCUGUGCCGCACAACAUGACCCGAAAAGAACUGCUGAGGGCCUUCCGGAGCGAAGUCGUUCACGGCCAGUCCGCCCCCGCUGAAGAGACGGAGGAUACUGCGAAGCCAGAGGAACCGAAGGAGUCUGGCGCGGCUUCGCCUGGCGAAGGGGCGCGAGAGGCAAACGGUCAGUGUGUCUCCAAGGACGCCGCGGAGUCUGGAGCCAAGCGCCAGGGCGAAGGCGCCCCGCACCUCGACGGCACAGCAGCGUCGUCGGUGCCUUCGCAUGGAAUGAAGGCUGGCGAGGACGAGGCGAGUGGACAGGGCGAGCGGCAGUCUGCAGCCGGGAGGCUGGUGCAUGCGAUGGCGCAGUCGGUCUCUUCUCUCUUCCGACGGCGCAAGGCGACAGCUCCUACAGAGGCGGCGAGUCCAGCAAAUGCGGAGAUUCCCCCGGAAAACCGCGUCCCAGCUUCUGCCGUCGAUGAUGAAGACAUGGAGCAGAGCCGACUGACGCGAAUCAGCGUUUCGAGUGAGUGGCUGCUGCUGAAGUUCAAAGACAAGAACCUGGAGGCGCGCUAUCGGACGCAUUUCUACAACAACAAAUCCAACAUCAACACGAUUGAACAGGCCCUCAUCAUCUUCCUCGUGACCUUCUGUGUGCAGACUCUGACACGGCUGGCGCUGCCUCGUUUCUACGUCGUUUGCUCGCAACACACCAUCGACUUGCACGUUUGCACAGGCCUCUAUUGGGCCGUUCGUGCGACCUACACCCUCGCAGCCUUCGCCCUCUGGCUGCUCUUCCACUACCGCAACCGAAAAGAAGUGGCGACGUGCAUGGAGCUUCGGUGGAUGGUUUUCCUGCUGAACUUGCUGUUCAUUUCGGCCGCGUGUGUCUUCGCGCUCUCGAAUUCCUGGGGCGUUUGCGGCCAACACCAGGCGGAGGAGGCGAUGUCUGAGGCAGAUGUGGAGUCUGCGCUGGCCGCGCUGUCGCGAGUCUCCGGGGACCAAGCGGCUCAGGUGCACGAUGCUGCGUUGCCUGUUCCGUCUGUCACAACGAGUGCGCACAGCACAACUUCGCAAUUCCCCACCGCAGGGGUCUCCCGCGUUACACGGGUUAUGAAGAGCUCCAACGUGAAAGUCCGUGAGGGCUACGAUCACGCUCGCUUCCCCAGUCUCACCGAUGGCGACGAGGACCACGAAGUCGAGCAAGUCGACGGGCGAGCCUACACGUACUGGCUUCUCAGCGACACCAUCGAGCUCUUCUUCUACAUUGUCAUUCUCCAUCACAAUACAGGCCUUUUGUUCCAGAACUGCAUUUUGGUAGAUGUGUUGCUGAUGACGAUGAGCUUGACUUUCAUCAUCACCACAGCUAGGGAAACGGCCUCGACAGUUAGCUCGAUUGCCACGUUCCCCUGCUAUGUCUUCUUCAAUCUGGUGAGUGCCUACUGCAAAGAGUAUAUCGAUCGCCUGACUUUCUACGUGAACGAACACGCGAAGACGACGGAGAGUCGAGCGACGCAGCUGCUCAACGAUAUGUUGCCGAAACAGGUUCUGGAGGAGUUCCAGCAAGACAAGUUGAAGCUCGCGUAUCUCCACGAGAACGUCACUUUCCUUUUCGCAGAUAUUUGCGGGUUUACCAGCUGGGCAAAAGGCGUGGAUGCAUGCGAGGUCGUUACGAUGCUUCAAAAGCUCUUCGCCAAGUUCGACAAAGACAGUACCAAGUUCGGCCUGUACAAGCUGUGCACGAUCGGAGACGCUUACGUCGCCGUCUCUGAGCCUGUUACAGCGGAAAAUGCGCAAGAUACGGAUCCUCGUGAAGGCAUGUGGCUCGUCUAUGAGAUGGCGAAGGCGAUGAUUGGAAACAUCACGGAGGUCCGCGAGCGACUCUGCAUUCCCAACCUGAACAUGCGUAUCGGCCUGCACUACGGGAGCUGUGUGGGCGGAGUCAUCGGCAGCGGUCGCCUCCGCUACGAUUUGUGGGGCAUGGAUGUGCUGACGGGGAACAUGAUGGAGAGCAACGGCGUCCCCGGGAAAAUCAACGUCUCGGAAAUCUUGAAAAACGAAAUGGAAAAGGGAUUCCCAGGCGAAUUCGUUUUCAAGUUCAACAAGCGAGUCGCCGUCUUGCAAAGCACCGUCGAUUCUUACCUCAUUCGACCUGCUAAGGAAUUCGACGAAGAUGAGGAGCUGGUAGCUGCCGCGGCGUCGAUGGCGGUUGCGGGUCCGUCAGCGUCUCUGCAGCAGGGUGCGCCGUCCCUCCCGCAAGUACAGACGGUCACCUCCGGUCUCCGCCGCGACGCUACUUCCCUUCGCGGGAAUUAUCGACGGAGAUUUACCAUUCUCGGGAGCGCCCCCCGCGUGCUCGGCCGUCGCCAGUCUCUGAAGGGUCAUCAAUUCGGAUCCAUUCCUCUCACUUCACACGGGGGGUCGGGUCACGGUGACGAGCUGCGUCCGUUGGGAGAGGAAGAGCGUAUGGACGGUUCAGCCGCCCCGUCGCAUGCAGACCACACUCAUCGUGAAGGAGAGGACGACGAGAUUGACGGCUUGAGGCAACUCCGCAAAGAAAUCGAACGUGCCGGAGGUGUGACUUUAGAUGUCUCGCCUUCGGAGUUUGCAUCGGUUCCCGGCUCGCCGCCCGCGCCUUAA